UCCCAAUUUUUGCAUCGACUCGCAACCACCUGCAUUUCAACUAAGUACAUAUUUGAACUGCACUACCCACCACCUUCCAAUCCUUUUACAUGGUCGUAUGGUCGACUAAUUCAUUUGACCACCAUUAUCCGUUAGGUUAAUUCUUUGAAACAUUUCAUGGCUUUACCACUCACCCCCUCCAGUAACGCGACACUUAAUCUUACAACACCAACGCCAACGCCAUCAAAGAGUCGCCACUUAGAUAAAUACGAAGUCCAAUCGCAUCCAACGAAUAUGACUAGUGAACAUGUCACCAAUGACGGUGAUGCCGCGAGCACCCAGAUGAACUCUCCGACCGAUGAUAAUAAAGAUAAUACCGGUCAUAAUCAGGAAAACGUCUCACCAUCCAAGUCGCGUCAUUCCAGAAUACUAUCUGGUACCGAACUCACACCUCUCAAGAUCCUAAUCACCAAAGAUGGCAAGAGUGAUGCUGAGCCUCGAUCUUAUCUGAAUAAGCCAUCGCCUAUUAAGAGUCCACGAAAGAUAUCACCGGAGAAGCGUUUUCCCGUCAAAAUCAGCAGCAGUCCAUCACCAUCUCCCGAAAUCCAGACACCUCCAGUGCAAGAGCAAGAUAUGUCCAUUGAAGAGGUACUUCUUCAAAAUGAAGGGUUGGCGCACGCUAUCAAAAUUUUCGAGGAUGAAGACACAAUACUGGAAACUGCAGAGGAUGAUGAGGGUGAUAUCACGACCAUGUCCGCUAGUGACCAGCCAGUUGAAGAUGAGCCUGCAGGCCCCGAUGAUACCAUGAUUAGUACCUUUAGCAACUUUUCUGCCGUACCGAACUUGACCAUGUUCGCACGCAUUGGACACAGUCCUACCAAAUUUGCUAACGUGGACACCACUCCCGUCGCAGUACCAACACGCCGGGAAACAUCGCCUUUAAGAACCCCUAGGCCUCCCGUUAUGCACGAAUCUGGCAACACGACCAAUCUACUGGUGGACUUCACAGAGCAGAUCAAUGGAUUGUCUUCUGGAUAUGUCCGGCAGACACCUAGCAGAAAUCAACCGACCGGUAGAACUCCGAGAAAUUUAGUCACCGCGACCCCCCAACGACAACAAUCCAACUUGCUCGACUUCGAUAUCCCCCCCCUCCCUACGCCUCGCAGCAUACCUACUAUAACGCCAAGAGAGCUCGAGUCACUCAAGUCAGGCUUCCUCUCGGAGAUCAGUGGUCUCAAAGCUUCGCUUAGCGGCAAGGAGGCCGAGGUCUCCUCGCUCAAGACGGCAGUAGGCGAUGCCGAAAAGCGAGUGGGCGAAUGCCUGGAGGAGCUCCGUGAGAUACGAAUCAUCAAAGAGACCUUGACGGAGGACAGGGACAAUUGGGAGAAGCGCGGCCGGGAAAUGGAAGCUGUGCUCCGCAAGGUCAAGGAAGAAAUCGUUACGAGCCAUCGAGAGCGCGAAGAGCUCGAAUCAAAGUUGGAGGAGAGCGAGAAGCGUCGCGAAGCGGCCGAGAUCAUGGCACAAGAGGCCGAGAGUAAGAUGGCGGGCAUGCGCGCCGGUAAGGCUACUUCGGAAUCUGGGACCGAGCCGGGAGGCAACAGGUCGCCCGACAAGACUAAGAAUGUCGGAUCUCGCGAAGUCGAAAUUGCGGUGGAGCGAGUCGCUCGCGAAUUACAUGCACUCUACAAGAGCAAGCAUGAGACUAAAGUUACAGCGCUAAAGAAGAGCUACGAGAACCGUUGGGAGAAAAGGGUUCGCGAGCUCGAGAUCAAGUUGGAGGAUCUGGCGGAUGAGAACGAGAAACUAAAGCUUGGACGCGAUGCUACGAUGACAAAGGUCGACCCCAACCAGAGCAUCAUAGACGAAGAGCGCAAGGCUCAAGCUGUCAAGGACUCGGCACAAAUCAAGGAGCUGAAUGCAGAGAUUGAGAAGCUCGAGGCCGUCGUUAAUAGUGUUAAGUCGGACAACCGCGAGCUCCGUCAACUCCUCGAGAGGGAGCGCGUCGAGAAGGGGGAGUUAGUCAUGCUAGCCGAAGAAAUGAUGUCUAUACAGAGCCUUGCCACUCAGGUGGAAGAGAGGCCACCUCCUCCAGCCCGACCGUCCAUUCCUAAGGCCCAUCCGGCUCCCGGCCCCGAUAAUUUCCGGAGCAGCGUUGGUGGUCGAGUCUCGGGUCUGAGGGCCCCCGGCUCGGUGAAAAAGCCGACAGAAAGUAGGAUCGGUGGGAUCAGCGGGAUCGCUCACGAACGAAGCAAGAAUGGUGGAUCUCACGGUGGUAUCCCGCGCCCUGGUAGUGGCAUGGGUAUGCGGAGUGGCAUCAUGAGCUCCAUCGAGAAGAUGGGUAAUUACCGAGGCCGGGCCGAGUAGGUCUAGAUGACCUUAAGGGAUCCAGAACUAAUGACUUGGGGUUUACGACGAGCCACGAUUGGGGCGUUAUGAGUUCUGAUGCGGAUACGAUGCCAGGUUACUGUAAUGAUUAGUUAUUCCCGCCCGGAGUUUAGGUCGUGACGAGUCUUUUCUGAAUUGCAAGACCGCUUGAGUUGUCUCUCGAGCCUGACCACGCUGGCAUUCUUGCAGAUGCGUCGUUAAUUCCAUUCUCUGUAUAUUUUAUAAUACUAAGGUUAGGAAUUUAUUUCCGGCUGUGAUUUCAAGCACUGUACCAUACUCUACCGACAUGAAACGUCUCAAUGUUUCACUUUCCGUAUAUUAUUACCGUGUAUUACCCGUUAUCAUCGAUUGGAUAUUGGUACAAUAGGUCAUAUCUACCUCAACUACUCGAUGAUUGAGCUCAUCGGGAAUUUGUAGCUUCGGCGAUAACAACACACUUGCAUUUUGGAUGGGAUAUAAAUAUCAUGCUCUCAUCAAUUUUAGUGCUUGUAGAAC
This is a messenger RNA of Annulohypoxylon maeteangense, 2859 nucleotides long. RefSeq lists its product as uncharacterized. Gene Ontology annotation, cellular component: cytoplasm. The coding region runs from base 157 to 2343 and encodes 728 amino acids. NCBI's taxonomy places the organism in Eukaryota, Fungi, Ascomycota, Sordariomycetes, Xylariales, Hypoxylaceae. Gene Ontology annotation, biological process: cell population proliferation; mitotic spindle organization. The record is from RefSeq and is a predicted model, not a curated record. The transcript has a single exon.